Messenger RNA from Erpetoichthys calabaricus (reedfish), 1343 nucleotides. RefSeq lists its product as uncharacterized. The record is from RefSeq and is a predicted model, not a curated record. Gene Ontology annotation, cellular component: membrane. The coding region runs from base 15 to 638 and encodes 207 amino acids. The transcript has 4 exons. Lineage: Eukaryota; Metazoa; Chordata; Cladistia; Polypteriformes; Polypteridae. Gene Ontology annotation, biological process: adaptive immune response. Gene Ontology annotation, molecular function: signaling receptor activity.
UCUGUGUUAGUCAGAUGAGGCAGCGAACAAUGCACGCGGUCGUGUGGCUGCACCUGCUCGCAAUUCUCUGGAUGUCAGGCUCCGGGGGCACGACGACCGGACAACAGACUCUAAAAGUAAAUGACCUUAAAACAGGCGAGAGAAUCAACAUCCUCUGUCAUACCAACGGGGGGAACUUCAAAUUCCUGAAUCUACAAAGACUUUACUCCAACCCAGGCCCAGUCAUUAGGAUUAAUAAAACAUCUUAUCAAGUCAUUAGUCCAGCAUAUACAAACCGAACAUUCAUCAGAAAUGAGUUCCCAAAAGUAACAAUUACAAUCAGCAAAUUACAAGAAAGUGAUACAGAUGUGUACAUGUGUGAAUAUUUAAAUGAUGAAGAUAUGACGACUCCCGUCUUCGGUACUGGCACAUUACUUAUGGUUAAAGGUGUCAAGACACCUUUAAAAGGAAAUCAGUGCAAUAACGAAUUGAAGCUGGACACAUCAACCCUGCUCAUUGCCACCUCCAUUACUGUAAUCUUUGUUUUGGUGAUAAUGUUUUUGGGUAUGUGUCUCUGGAAGACAGAUCUGAUCAAGAACAUGUGUUCCAAGAAGCAACCAAAGGAGACCGUUUAUGAAGAAAUGGUCAAGAGACAUUGAGAGACAAGACCAGAGGAAUUGCCAUUCUCCCUACAUCUACAUCUGGGUCACUUAUACACCCCACUGGACAUUCAUAUGUGGCUUUGGCUCACUGCUCCUGUUGUACACAGAAAAGUGUAACAAAUUGUUAGUAUUGUUUUAAACUGUGACCUUUCAAGUGCGAUCUUUCAGUUUCAUAUUAGAACAAGAGACAUCUCGAAUGGAAUUUACAGAUUACUUAAGAAAAGCAGAGUUGAUCUGAGAUUACAUAUCAUACAGUAUUUCUGUUUCAAGCAUUUGUUUCAAAGACAAGGGGCUUCAAACAUCCAGGAUGCAUCAUAAAACUCUAUAGAGAACAACAAAGCCUUGUGUAGCUUUUAUAUCAGCCUACAUUGUCUUGCAGGGAUAAGAAAAUGGGAUGGCUUUGAAGCCUUGGAUCAUUAUAAAAUGACUGAUAUACAAUUUGCUACGUGCCUCAUACAUAUGGAGCGUUGAAUAAUAAAUAACAACAUUCUCAAUCCCACUUAUUCCAAUUCAGGGUCUUGGGGAAAGCCUAUCUUGCAGCACGGAGCAGGCGUGGCAGUAUCAUGCCGCACGAAACAUGAAAAUAUCCAGUCUGACCUGAUCUUGAAUGUUGCACAUCUCUCUAGGGUUGAACUGUAAAUUUGCCUCCUAUGUUGACUGGACAAAAGGAGUCAAGUGGAAACAAAUUAAUGGAGAAUGACG